AUGAGCCCCCCCAUAGACCCCGUGGAAGACCCCGACCGGAUUCACCAGUUAGUGCAAAUGGUUGAGGAGUAUCAGCAGCAAGAUCAACAGGCCCAUGAAACCAUCAUCCAGGCCGGGGAGUUAGAUGAAGCCACGCCAUGGUUGAAUCGGACGGGGUGGGUUCGGUAUUUACAAGGGACCCCCCGGCAGCCAUUAUUCGAGAGUACCCAGCGCCCCGAGGAGGAUGCCGAGGGACCAGAGCGUAUCGCAUUGGUCAUUUGGGAGGCCAUGGAGCGAUUGGCAUCGGUGAGCCAGGAGAUCGCCAAGGCGUGCGGGCAUUUAGUACGCAUUGAUGUGGUCCGUACGAUGAAGGACGAGAGUCCACAUAAGCCAUUAUUGGCAUAUUUAGAUGCCACCGCCAUUCAAAAGCAUGUGGCACCGUGGCAGCAGAUUAUGAUGUUUUUUGCACGAACCCAGCAGCAGUUAUGGGAUGCCGUGUGGCGCCAUGCCCAGGCCCAGGCCAGUUGUCCCGACCCCGAGGAUGAUGAGCCCGAGCCAUUCGAGAUUCGUCCCAUCGAGCAUGCAUUAUUAACGUUUUGCAUCGAUUUAUUACGCCAGAAGAUCCGCAACGAUGAAUAUGGAUGUGCCAUGAUUUGUGCCACCGCCGUGAUUGGAUGCGGGCAGUUUGGUUGGGCCACGCCCGAGAAUUUCCCCCCCCCGGAUAUCCAGUUUGAUCAAGAUCGCGCGGUUUUUUAUUUUGCACAAAGCAUUGCGGUUAGACCCCCGGUCAUCGGAGAUCCGUCGUGGGUUCGCCGGGCAGCAGAACCCGCCAUGGUUUGA
Molecule: messenger RNA, 819 nt
Organism: Penicillium manginii
Lineage: Eukaryota; Fungi; Ascomycota; Eurotiomycetes; Eurotiales; Aspergillaceae
Exons: 2
Coding region: 1-819 (272 amino acids)
Source: RefSeq, a predicted model, not a curated record